AUGGACGAUCAAAUCCUGGACGAAAAUGAGGGCAACGAAUUUGCACACGAUGCGGAGCGUUUUGCGAAGGCCCUUGAUGUGAUUUCAGGAUCCUCGCAGAGCCCAUCGGAAAAGCGCGCCGAUAUAUUCAAGCUCGUGGAUGUGUACUAUGAGCUCGCCGCCGGCAAGGUCCAUAGCCUUCGACCUGCUCAGAAAUCCUCCACGUAUCAGCGCCCCUCCAUGGAGGAGUCAGAUGAGGACAUGGAUGUCGACGAGGCCGAAACUGAUGGGCAGAAGGCCUCAAUCGACGGUUCAGUUGAGCACUGGGAGCUCGAGGCUCAGACAUGGGACUUAUUACGAAGGCUGCUACCGUUGCGAUACCCAGACAGGAAGAUCACACAACCUAAACGUCGAGAGCCGUCAAGGUUUCAGACUGGACCGGAACUCUGGGAUGAGUUUCUGCAAACAGAGUCUACCGCUCAAGAGCGCAAGGCUAUCUUGGAGGUGUUACAAAAGACAGCAGAUGAAUCACGUCCCGAUAUCGAUGACAUAGUACGCGACUACCAGCAAAAGGCGGAAAGAGGUGACAUACUUGCAUUUGGUUGGCUCCAUACACGAUCGGCCAUCAAAAUGCAGAAGCGCAUCAAUGGAUGGACUGGCCCCCUAGACCCCAGCUCGGCUGAUGUCACCUCGCAACACACCGACUCUAACGGAACACCGCUUGUUAGCCAACUUGAUCCCGAUGUAGUCACAAGACAAAGUCGCAAGCUCCAACCCCAGGAUGAGUACUUUGAGCGCGCCAUAUGGAUUGGUUGCUAUGAACUACUCCGGAGAGGUAGAAGCUUGGCGGAGAUUCGCGACUGGUGUGUUGAAAGAACGGAGGUGUGGCGUGCGGUGAGUAUGUCUGCCAUGCCUCUGUCCAGGGAGACCGAGGAUGACCGCGCAGUUUCCAAUCCCCUAGCUAUUUUGCUCUGGCGAAGAACAUGUUUCGCACUGGCACGACAAGGAGGGUCGGAUGACUACGAAAGAGCUGUAUAUGGCAUUCUUUCUGGCGACAUUCAAAGCGUGGAGAAAGUGUGCCAGACAUGGGACGACUACGUCUUCGCACACUACAAUGCACUAUUGCGAACCCAGUUCGACAGCUACAUUAUGAAAAGGUCGGCACCAGAGGCUACUCAAGCCAUCACCCAAUCCCUAUCCGCCUUUAACGCCGUUCAAUUUCAUGGUGAUCCCACAUCUGUUGGCGAACGUCUGGUCACAUCCCUCGAGACCAACUCUGCCACCUCCAAAGAAGCCAAGACACCCAUGAAAUCCCUUCAAGCAGCUAUUGUCUCUGAUACCGUGAGCCAGUAUAUAAUCAACAAUGGAGUGUUUCUCGGCCGCUCCGCAAACCAGAAGGGCGUUUCUGCAUUGAUACCAGCAUAUGGCAAGCAAAACUCGGACUUGGACGACACCAAGUACUUCACAUUGAAGGAUGAGAACCAGUUGCGUGUCCUUGUUCACGUUUACUUGUUGUUAUCAAGCCUUGAUAAACUGCAUGGGGUUGGAGAGGACGACAUGGAAUCCCAGAAGGCACAAGAGAACGUGGUUGCAUCCUAUGUCAGCGCCUUGCGGUUGAUGGAUCUGUUCGAACUGAUUCCAAUAUACUGUUCGAAACUUCAAGGAGAACGUGCCUUCUUCACUCUCAGCAGAAACUUCGCCGGCCUAGCGGAUUUGGAAGAGCGCAGAACAAUGCUAAGAAUUAUGGAGAAGUUGGGCAUGGACAUUGGCGAGUUCGUGGUGUUCCAGCCCCUGUCACUCCUGAAGGAACACCCCGAAAACAUCAACUACCUUCCGGUGGAUAGUUUCACCAUUUUCACAAAUGAUCCUCCAUCCUUGAAGUAUGGGCGUCGCCUCAAACCAGACUUCUUGGGUGAGGCCCCGGAAUCGCUCGAUCCUGUUGAUGAGCAAUUAAUCCAGUCCCUCGAGUGGAUGAUGCUCGUGGACGGCUUGUGGGAUGAGACUCUGAGUACUGGCGUAGCAAUUUACAAACGCUUUUUGAAGCACUAUAAUAUUCAUGCAGCACGCGCCCUGUCUGACAGAGUCAAAUGCGCAGACAUUUUCAGACAUAAGGCCAGAUUGGCCAUUUCUGAUGACACAGACCUGUCAUGGUUUACGGACAUUGACGACAACGAUCCUCUUCUCUACGAGGAUGGCACUCCUCGACAGAUGGUGACAGCUCGCAAUUAUCUAGAGCUUGAGUCCCUUGUGCGUGCCUUGGAUUGCAUGGAGACGGUGGCCUCGAGUGCUGGAAUCGCCCACGAGCCUGCACGAGAUGCAUUGACUCGAGAUUUCUGGUCUCACCUGGGCGGACAGGUCAAGCUAAUCAAGAGCUUUAUGCAGCCGCUGCUCCGUGGCUGGCUCAAAGAAAGCAUCGACGAAGAGGAAGAAUUCGAGCUACUCCGAGAAAUGUACUUGCCCGAAAUAAUACUGGGCUACGUAAGCGUACUGCACUUUGCCGGUACAAGCCUGUCGCGGGACAACCUCCUCGAGUGUAUGGAGCUCGCGGCCCUCAUUGCGGAAAAGGAUUCGGACAUUGCAGGUGUGCUGAUGAAAUGUGGGCGCAUGGAGGAACUUGUCAAGGGAUUUGCCAAUGGCAGCAAAGCGCUGGCAGUCAGUGGUGGCGAUAAGAAGGUCGGUGGUGGUGGGAGCAGCAAGAAGAUGCGGGAGAUGGGCUGGUCGAGGGACUUGUGGAGUGUCAAGCGUUGA
Molecule: messenger RNA, 2727 nt
Organism: Pseudomassariella vexata
Lineage: Eukaryota; Fungi; Ascomycota; Sordariomycetes; Amphisphaeriales; Pseudomassariaceae
Product: nuclear pore protein 84/107
Exons: 4
Coding region: 1-2727 (908 amino acids)
Biological process (GO): protein import into nucleus; regulation of DNA-templated transcription; mRNA export from nucleus
Cellular component (GO): nuclear pore outer ring; nuclear pore
Molecular function (GO): structural constituent of nuclear pore
Source: RefSeq, a predicted model, not a curated record